AUGGCAAAGCAGAUGGGAAGCAUCCACCGUGGGGAGAUGGACCAGAGCACUGAUCCCAAGCAUAGACAAAUGGAGGAGGUGCAGGCACCGGCAGUUGGACUACCAUCUUACACAAGCAAAACCGACACUAAAUGUUUAUACUGUGAUAGAGAGGACAGUGCAGAGCACACGCUGAUCAGCUGCCCACGCUGGACCUCGCAGAGACUGCGGAUAUGCGAAACCCUCGGGAGAGAGACAGAAGCUCUGACGCCGGCGAGCGUGGUGGAAGGCAUGCUGGACACGGCCGAAAAGUGGGGAGCAAUACAGGAAUGCAUUAUUGAUAUCAAGAAGUCGAAGAGUGUAGAACUUGCGGGAGGAGACGGAUAA
Messenger RNA from Cylas formicarius (sweet potato weevil), 366 nucleotides. RefSeq lists its product as uncharacterized. The coding region runs from base 1 to 366 and encodes 121 amino acids. The record is from RefSeq and is a predicted model, not a curated record. The transcript has 2 exons. Lineage: Eukaryota; Metazoa; Arthropoda; Insecta; Coleoptera; Brentidae.